Messenger RNA from Salpingoeca rosetta, 1168 nucleotides. Its product is annotated as serine/threonine protein phosphatase 1. NCBI's taxonomy places the organism in Eukaryota, Choanoflagellata, Craspedida, Salpingoecidae. The record is from RefSeq and is a predicted model, not a curated record. The coding region runs from base 221 to 1168 and encodes 315 amino acids. Gene Ontology annotation, molecular function: protein serine/threonine phosphatase activity. The transcript has 6 exons. Gene Ontology annotation, cellular component: nucleus; cytoplasm.
GCGUAUUUCGUCAUCUGGUUCGGAAACAAGUUCCCCUCGCUUGUGAGCAAGCAACAAGCAAGUGGCUCGUAGCAUGGCCGAAACGAUGGCAACGACCUGACAGUGCAGCAUUGCCGUGAGGUUUGGGCUGCCACUGUCGCUGCGAGUGUGUGUGUGUGUGUGCGUGUUGCAUUGUGGAGGCAGAGACGCACUGCUGGCAGCCAGGACUGACACGUUGAGGAUGGCGGAUGAGAGUGACACUGUGGCGUUUGUCGACGAUCUGUUGACACGGCUGGAGAGGGUGACAACCCCAGCGCGUCGAGCGGGCCUGACCGAGCCGGAGAUCAACAGGCUGUGUCGGGUUGUGCUCGAGGUGUUGAAGCAAGACGAUGUGGUGGUCAACGUCCCUGCACCGUGCCACAUCAUCGGUGAUAUCCACGGACAGUACAUGGACCUGUUGCGGCAGCUUGAGUUUGGUGGCACAGCACACAAUUAUGUGUUCCUUGGUGACUACGUCGAUCGCGGCAAGCAGUCUAUCGAGACAAUCUGCCUUCUCUUCUGCCUCAAGGUGAAGUACCCGAAGCAGUACUGCUUACUGCGUGGCAACCACGAGUGCGCCAGUGUCAACCGCCUCUAUGGGUUCUACGACGACUGCAAGCGCCAGUACUCCAUCAAGCUCUGGAAAACGUUUACCAUGUGCUUCAACCACCUUCCGGUUGCAGCCGUUGUUGCAGACGAGAUCUUCUGCAUCCACGGUGGCCUCUCCCCAGAUUUGACAGGCAUUGAGGCGCUGCGAACGCUGGAGCGGCCGGUGGACUCGGCUGAUCCCGGCUUGCUCUCGGAUCUUCUUUGGUCAGAUCCAGAUGCCAGCAUUAUGGGCUGGGGCGAAAACGACCGUGGCACGGGGUUCACCUUUGGCCCCGACGUUGUUGCGCAGUUUCUCGCACACGAGAACCUCAGCCUCAUCUGUCGAGCACACCAGGUUGUAGAAGACGGGUACGAGUUCUUCGGGAACCGACAGCUGGUGACCAUCUUUGGGGCACCCAACUACUGCGGCCAGUUCGACAACGCUGCCGCCAUGCUGACCAUAUCAAAGGACCUCGUCUGUUCCUUCCACAUUGUCCACCCUGUCAAACUGAACAAGAAACCGCAUGCUGCAGGGGCCAGCACGAGCUCCAGAAGCAGCUAG